Molecule: messenger RNA, 876 nt
Organism: Didymodactylos carnosus
Lineage: Eukaryota; Metazoa; Rotifera; Eurotatoria; Philodinida; Philodinidae
Source: the annotation of a GenBank genome assembly
AUGAAGAAAGGAGAUGAAAAAACAGUAAAAUUUAAAUUACAACACGAUCGCAUAUCUCUCAACAAUAUCCAAGGUUUACUGAAUGAAGUAGGCCUCGGUCGUUUUCAACUCAAUUUGCAUCUCGACCAAAAACUUGGUUCGACGAGUCAAGUCUAUUAUGCACACGAUCGAUGGAAUAAUAAUCGUUUAGUCGCUGUAAAAUUUCUCAAGGCUAACUAUAUUGAUAGUUUCGUUUCUCAACACGAUCUAUGGGCGUUACAAACAUUACAAGAUUGUAAUUAUGUUCCUAAAGACAUUAUUUAUAACCGAAGUAGGAAUAUAUUCGAGGACAAUAGGUAUGUGCCUAUAGAACAGUAUGUGGGUGAAUUAGGACGAAUUUGUCCCUUGCUACCCAUAAGCCGGUGUAUCGAAGGUGGAGCGAGAAGAAUUCCUGAUAAUAACUGUUAUGUUAUUACUUUUGAAUAUAUUCCAGGACAAACUCUAUGGGAAAAUCUUCUUCACAGCGAUUUCACUUAUUUUACAGAAGCACAAGCAAAACGUUUCGUCAGAAUAUUCAUCUCAAAUAUGAUUAAACUGCUCGAUCAUCAUCUUAUUAGUUGUGAUUUUAAUGCUACUAACUACUAUUAUGAUGAUCCCAUGCUAACAUUUAUUGAUUUUGGUUGGUGUCAGGUUGAUGUGGAUAAAAAAGAUGAUCGAAAUGAGUUUUUAUUAAAGUCCCUAGAGAAUUUAUGGGAUCGUUAUCCGAGAAUUGUACAAAUAUUUCAGUCAGAUUCAUAUUCGGAUUUUAGAUAUGCAGUUAAAAGCCGUCAAAUAGGACUGAGAACUUUAUUGAAACAUGCAUGGUUGAAGGAAGGUGAAGAGUCUGAUCUAGAGUGA